GGUGUUCAAAAGAUGAGGAGCAAGCGGAAAUCCGUUGUCUUAACGAUUCGAUUAUGGUGGAAAGACAUGGAGCCCAGUCUGCUCAGGAGAAUCAGGCACGAAAGGUACUUCACGCCAGUGAACAAAGAUUUACACCAAUUGAUGUUGGACUUUUCAAAUUCAAUUCCGGACGGGGAGACAUCGUUGAGAACUGCUGUUGGGGCAGCAUCCGAUCUCCAGUGAGCCAAAGGUCACGCUCAUUGCUUGUGCCUGAGCGGAUGUACGACAAAUCGAUGUGCUUCUCGAAAGAAGAGUCUACUUUGCAACUCGAGAUGCCACCAUGCAAGAAGUUGUAC
Mesorhabditis belari is the source of this 335-nucleotide messenger RNA. The record is from the annotation of a GenBank genome assembly. NCBI's taxonomy places the organism in Eukaryota, Metazoa, Nematoda, Chromadorea, Rhabditida, Rhabditidae.